AAGAUGAAUCGGGUAAAACAAAUUGAGGGCUUUAUUUAUGAUUCAAGUCGAAAUCACUUGGAACGGAUAGAAUUUCUAAAACUAAAUUAUCAUCUGUGCUUGUAUUUAUCCUUGUAUUCAGUUCUUGGCAACGAUGGGAAUGUCGCCACCAUCAGUUAUGGCGAGUCUUUGACCAUCGUAUCACCAAACUACCCAGGGAAUUAUCCAAACCAUGGAAGUGUUCAGUGGCUCGUUUCUGGACCAGAGGUCUCCCAGGUUGUGGCCAAGUUUCACACCUUUUAUCUUCAAUCCGGCCUUGGCUUCCUGCGCAUUGGUUCAGGUCUCAACGUGAGUGACCUUACCUCAAAUCUGGUGCAGUUGUCGGGUCCUUCUCUUCCCGAUGAUGUUGUUUCCAUCAACAAUGAGAUGUGGCUCGUUUUUACUUUCGAUGCCAUCGACACAGCACAGGGAUUUAUGGUGGACAUCAGCGCUUCGACUUCUGGCAAUGUUUCAGAAAGUACUGAUGAAUACCGUAUGGACGAAUGCUUCAGGGAGUCUUGCUUUGGUGUCGAGGAAACGCUUGUAUGCAAAUGCGACGAUAUGUGUCACUUGUUCGGUGAUUGCUGUCCGGGCUUUCCUCUGCCAAUCUUGAAUGGGACUCGAGCAAACGAGACUGCUGGACAACCAAUUGACCUUGAUAUGUGGGAGUGCGUGGUGGAUUCCUUCCUCCCGCAAGUCUACCCACAACUGAAGCAUGGUUACCGGAUGAUUUCAAGGUGCCCCUUGGAGUGGGUCUUUGAUGAGGGCGUCAGACGAAUUUGUGAGGAUGUUCCUGGGAACGGGACUGAUGACGUUCUCUACGCACACGGAGGCUUGUACUUUAAGAACCCGGACUGCGCUACUUGCCAUGGGUUUGACAGAAGCUCAUUGAUCACAAUCAGUCCAUCAGACAUGUGCUCAUGGAGCAAUACUCAUGCACUGGAAUGCACAACGCAAAUACCCAUACCACCAUUUAACUUUUCUGUGAAUAACAAUGGAUCCGAUCGGUAUAUUUCUAAUGUCCAAACUGUCCCAUCACCUCGACUCUGCCUUGUAAAAAUGGUGGAAAGUUGUCCGAACGGGACGAGUACUGAGAUAGCCCAUGAAUGCCGAUAUUACUACAAACCAUUCAUUAGUGGAGGUAUUGUAAAUAAGCAUCCGGUGUGUACUUAUUGCAAUGGGGGUCCUUUGGCCAGGUGUCUUUAUCCUAGGCUGGACGCGCUGCAUGUUCUCGGACCGGAUGGUAAACGUGGACCGGACGAUACAGGACGGAAUUGUAGAUCUGAACCAUCAGGACCCCCAGGACCACCUGGACCACCUGGACCCCCUGGACCGCCUGGAAUGCCCGGUCCAGGCAUUCCAGGUGGUCCAGGGAGUCCAACAAGACUGCCGGAAUUGUCAUGUGAAGGAGAACCUGGACAACCUGGUAUCGCGGAUAUUUUUCUGGAAAUCAACGAGCCCCCCAUGCCCACAAAAGAAUUAUUUGCACCAAAUGGAUUUGAAGAGAAUGAAAACGGCACAUGCACGCUGUUACCUUCCGACUGGCCCGUUUGCUUCUUUAGACAUCUUCAGAUCACCCAAAUUAAUGGAGCAGAAGAGUGUCUAGACAGUGUGCUUUGUUCAACGCAGUCACCACCCUGUCUAAAAAGAUCUCCAUCUUCUGUCGAUAAUGAGACCAUGACAUUUACCUUGUUAAACGAAGCCAUAAACCCUUCCCUGGAUACAAUUCAGAAAGACAUCCUACGACUAAUGCAAACUCCUGGACCUCACCAAUGCUCAACGGUCGGACUUUCAGCUAGUCAAUCUUGCUAUCUCGACGAAAGACAUGGAAAUAUUUCAAAUUAUUGUCCCGAAGAAAUGUUUAUCGGACACUAUUUGAAUUUUAUGCCUUCUGAUAUCAACAACGGGUCUCUUAUCUUCUUCUCUGACGGAACUUAUAUUCGACCGAGAUGGUGGAGCAAUAUCACUAGCUUAGAGAUUAGUAAUGCUAACGUCUCUUCAGAGGAUCAGUUUAUCAUGUGUGGGACAGAGGUCGCUCUCCGAACAUGCGCUUCAUUCAGGGUGUCCAACGAUUCGGUUGAAUGGAUCCAUGAUGAGAAUGAAUCAUACAUUUUGUAUCAGGGGCAGAGGUAUGGUGAGGAUAACAUUCUGAUGCAUCCUGAUUGCUCGAUAAGCAUCUGUUAUCCUGAUCAGAAUAUAUCCAUCGGCGAAAGGGCUCAGAUGAUUGUCGAAAAUAUCCUCUUUGCCAUAUCAUCGGUGUGCCUCUUUGCCACAUUCAUUCCUUACGUUGCUUUUCCGGCCUUCCGGAAUCGCCAGGGUGUAUCCAUAAUGAAUUUUAUCAUCGCUUUAUUCCUUGGACAAAUCUUCCUUCAGUACAUCCGCGUUUCACUUUCCAAGUGGUUUGUACCUUGCAUACUCUCUGCGGCGUUGUCCCAUUUCUUCUUCCUGGCUUCAUUCGUGUGGACAACCAUCCUGGCGUGGGACUUGAGUCGCAGCUUUGCGGCACAUAAGAUGAAAACCUUUUCACCUAGUUCUUUUGGCUGGAGGAUGGUUGCAUUUCUCCUUGUUGGAUGGGGCACUCCUCUCGUGUUCGUAUUGAUCACCCUAGUACUUCAGUUUGGUGGAUUUGAGAAUGGUCUUUUCUUGGAGUACGACCGUAAGAAGUGCUGGCUUACAAAAUGGGCUAACAUAAUAAUGUUCUUCGUCCCAAUGUCUGCAUGCCUACUUACCAAUGUCGCCCUGUUUAUCAUCACGGUACAUGGAGUACAUUCUAUAAAGAAAGCAACAUCGAUGCUGCAACAGGGUCAAGAAUCUCACGUGAAACAGUGGGCUACUGAACUGAAAAUAUACAUAAAGAUCUCAACUCUUCUCGGUUUCGGAUGGUUGUUUGGGUUCUUGGCUAUAGUGAUCAACGUUGCCGUCAUGGAUUACCUCUUCAUCAUCGUCAUUGGUCUGCAAGGUGUCUUCGUGUUCAUUUCUUUUGGUGCCAACAAACGCGUCCGCAAACUCUGGCGAACUUGCUUGGAAAACACUACGGUAUGGACGGCGAUAUCGUCACGUGUUGGUCGUAGUAUGUAGUGCAGGAAAGUGCGAUGGCGCACAUCAAUAGUGAACAUUGAACGUUUUAAUUUAUAAGAGAAGUUGAAAGAAAAAUAAUUUCUUUUAGGCCUCAGCUCUUUACAGAGAUGUAAUGUCAGUAGCAGAUUCAGGGGCGUCCUACCGCCCCUUCCCCGGCAAAACCCAUUCCGGUAUAUACGUUAAAGGUACUACUAUGUCCGAUUUGCAGGCCCAACAAAUGAAAAGGUUAAAUUCCAACGGCAUUUGAAAGACAAUACUAAUUUAGAAC
Messenger RNA from Strongylocentrotus purpuratus (purple sea urchin), 3364 nucleotides. RefSeq lists its product as uncharacterized. The transcript has 3 exons. The record is from RefSeq and is a predicted model, not a curated record. Lineage: Eukaryota; Metazoa; Echinodermata; Echinoidea; Camarodonta; Strongylocentrotidae. Bases 4 to 3096 code for a protein of 1030 amino acids. Gene Ontology annotation, biological process: cell surface receptor signaling pathway; G protein-coupled receptor signaling pathway. Gene Ontology annotation, cellular component: membrane. Gene Ontology annotation, molecular function: G protein-coupled receptor activity.